Molecule: messenger RNA, 2045 nt
Organism: Onychomys torridus (southern grasshopper mouse)
Lineage: Eukaryota; Metazoa; Chordata; Mammalia; Rodentia; Cricetidae
Gene: Tmem221
Product: transmembrane protein 221
Exons: 4
Coding region: 182-874 (230 amino acids)
Source: RefSeq, a predicted model, not a curated record
CACACCCGGGGGCGGCGCCCGGCCGGAGCAGAGCACAAAACACUUUCUCCCAAGUUUUCGCGCAGCUUCCACGUCCCAGCUGGGACCAGCACUCGGGGCCCCUGUCCAGAGGCCCGUGGCUCCCCACCCCACCCCAGCCGCCUCCCCUCCCCGCGCCUCCGCUCCAACCCAGGCCCGCACCAUGGGCCGCUCCUACGGAGGCCGGGUGCUGGCCGCGAUGACCCUGCUGGGCAUCCCAGCCGCCGUGCUGGUCGCGCUGGCUGCGCAGCUGCUGUUCCAGCUCCAGGCGGGGCGCGCGGAGCUGCGGGGUGUGCGCACCGACGUGCCGCACCCGGAGCUGGACCCCGACGCGGGGCUUCCUGAAGCUGCGGCUGGGGCCUUGCUGCCGCUGGCGACUGCGCUGGCCGCGCUGGCGCAGGUCCUCGGGCUUAGCUGCCUGCUGCUCGCCGCGCUCUGCGGACACCUGGGCGCCGAGCUGGCACGCGGCCCGGGGCCCGGCAGGUCGGACUGGUUUCUGUAUGACUGCCGCCUCCUCAGGCACUCGGCGCUUGGCCUGUUCUGCUGUGGGGUCUCCGUCUACUUAGCAGCACUGGCCAUUUACACCCUGCUGCUCUUCGAGAUUGAGGCGGGCGCAGCAGCUGCAUCUAUCCUGGGCUCAGGUGCCCUGGUCCUGGUGGCGGUAAUGACUCACACCCUGCUCCGGGCUGUUCGGGCCGCUCGCCGGGGUCUCCAUGAGCUGUCCCCACCAUCCUUGGAAGAUGAGCCAGCCCGACCUUCAGAAGACUCCAGAGUUGGCUGCAGGGCUCAGCCCCAGCAGGAUGAGGAAAUGGAGGCCUCAGUAGGGGCUGUGACUCACCAGGGUUCCCAUUUCUGAGCAUCAGAGCCUGGACUUGCACCCAGGUCCUGUGACCCCGCUCCCAUGUUCCUGGAAGAAGGCUCCAGUCCUAGACCUUCACUCCCCGACACUCCCUGGGAGCUGUGGACAUUCGCAUGUGUGGGGCUCAGAGCAGCCCAAGGCUGAGUGGGCUGUGCCUCAGUUUCUUUAUCUGUGACGUGGAGACUGGAGGGAGACGCAGAAGCUGCGUACAGUAGGCCCAGUACACAGCAGCCACUGUCUUAGUUGUAUAGUUGCUGUAACAAAGUAUUGACAAGACCCACUCAAGGAAGAAAAGGGCUUGUUCCGGCCAGAGCUCCAAGUUCAACCCCCAUCCUGCUUCCACUUCUUUGUCCUAGUCACCCUGCGGUUGCCGUGAUAAAACACCCUGACAAGCCCCUUGUUGGGGAGCAAGGGCUCAUUCUGGCUCACACUUUGAGGGUGUGUCCGUCACUGCAGGGAAAGAGCGCGAGGCAGCCAUCACAUGGCCCUCAGGAAGCAGAGAGAGAUGACCUGCUGCCUCAGUUAACCAGCCUAGAGACUGCCACCCUCGCCUGCCCAGAGGCUGGGCUCCGAGGCGGUUCUGGAUCUGCUGAGGUUGACAAUGCUAGCCUGCACGCGUGUGGAAGCAGGUGACCGACCGGAUGAAGCCCGUGGUCCACAGAGGUCUCCACCCCUUUCCAGACUGCACAGCCCCAGGAAUGCCUCAGAUGGUGGCUUGCUCUGCUUGGCUGCUUUUGUUUUUUUAAGACAGGGUCUCAUGUAGCCGAGACUGUGCUGGAAUGCUCUGUGCAGCCAUCAAUGGCCUUGGACUCCUGCUGCGCCCCCCACCCCACCCCGUGCCUCAGGACCUUUAGAACUGCUGCACCCUAGGCCCUCACUGGCCUCUCCCUCCUCUGGUCCCUUCUCUUCUUGAGCCCUGGCAUUCUCCAAGGCUCUGAGAGAGCUGCUGAAGGACAAAGCUGAGCCCCGCCCUCCCUGUGGACACCCCCUGGGAGCAGAGAAAGACAGCUUGGUUCAGUCAUCUUGGGACUGGCCAGGCCAGGCGGGAGCCAAGCAGGCGGGUGGGAGACACCUGAUCCAGGUGUGGCAGGAUGUGGCUCCCUCCUCCAACAGCCUGCCUGGAACUUGGCUUUUAAAGAUUUUGACUUCUGUUUGCUUCAGUCUUUCA